Molecule: messenger RNA, 2180 nt
Organism: Schistocerca gregaria
Lineage: Eukaryota; Metazoa; Arthropoda; Insecta; Orthoptera; Acrididae
Product: peroxidase-like
Exons: 8
Coding region: 104-1219 (371 amino acids)
Biological process (GO): response to oxidative stress
Molecular function (GO): peroxidase activity; heme binding
Source: RefSeq, a predicted model, not a curated record
AGAUCUUUCUGUGCUCUAUGGUAACAAUGAUUUGGCUAACAGUGGACUUCGUAAAAAUGAGGAUGGUCGCCUUGCAGUAUCUGUUUUCCAUGAAGGACAAUUUAUGCCCCUGACACCUGACACUCCUCUACCAUGUGCUUCUCAACGUCCUUCAGACACUGUCUGCUUCAAGAGUGCUGAUCCUCGUACUAAUCAGCAGCCUUUGAGAAGUGCUAUACAUGUGCUAUUCUUACGAGAACAUAACCGAAUAGCAAAAAUUCUUGCUAAGUUAAAUCCUCACUGGAAAGAUGAACAACUGUAUCAACAAGCAAGGCGGAUUCUGAUUGCUAUUUUCCAACACAUAACGUAUGAAGAAAUGUUGCCAGUUUUGAUAGGAAAACAUGCAUUUAAAGAACACUUCCAUGCAUACAAAUAUAAUAAAAAAUUGUGUCCUGGCACAUUUGUUGAAUUUACCACUGUGGCAUUCAGGUACCUUCACACAAUUGCACAUGGAAUUCUACGGUUAAUGACAGCAGGUCGUGAAAUCAAUAAAGAGCUCGUGCUGAGUGACUUCUAUAACAGACCAACAAUAGUAACUAAGGAAUUUGAUGAAAUUCUAAUUGGAGCAGUCUCUCAAGAAUGUCGCAAAGAUGAUGAAAAUUUUGACAAAGAGAUAGCUCAUGAACUGUUCAGGGCAAAUAGAACUACAUUUGGCUUAAGUCUUCCUGCUAUUGAUAUACAGAGAGCCAGGGAUCAUGGUGUGCCUUCCUACAAUGAGCUUCGUAAAUUAUGUGGACUUCCAAAAGCACAUGAUUUUGAUGACCUUUCUGACACUAUGUCUCAUACAUCAAUUAAGAAAUUGAGGAGUGCUUAUAAACAUGUAAAUGAUAUAGAUCCACUAGUUGGAGGAACAAUGGAAGAAGGAAUGCCUGGUGCAAUUAUGGGGCCCACAUUUGUGUGCCUUGUAACCAAACAGUUCCUUUUAACACAGAGGUCAGACAGAUUUUUCUACCUCAACAGAGAUCAAGAACAGCCAUUCAGCCCAGCACAACUUGAGGAGAUCAAAAAAGCUUCUGUUGCCAGCCUCCUAUGCACCCACACAGGCAUAAAAAAGAUACAAAGGAAUGCAUUCACAAUUAUCUCUGUUCGGAACCCUCUGGUACAUUGCCAUGAAAUACCUAAAGUUGAUUUAUCUGCAUGGAAGGACAACGCAUCUGGAUAUGUGAAAGAAGCAUGGUAGUUAGGUUACAGAAUAUCUGUAUUUUAAUUAAUAAAAUUCCGAACAUAUUAAAUUUAUGUAUAAAAUAUUUGUGUGUCAGAUAUUACAGAUAACAAGAAAACUGUCUCUUGAAUCAACUGUACACACAUAUUUCCAUCAAAGAACAUCAGAAAAGGAAUCUUCAUAGUGUGCAAUACACAUAGCUGCUUAACUGACUCAAAAGCCACCACUUUGACACUAUACAUCAGUUACCACUUUAAUGAAUACAUUCUACUUGCUGUAUAGGGCUACUCAGCAGGCAUCUUGAACACAACGUCAUGUGAUUAAUCCUGGCAUCAGUGUGGUGCAUGCAAUGUCUGUGUUGUUUUAUUAUUGGAAAAUUAAUUAGUUACAAGAUGCACAUGAACUGAGAUGGUAGUCUGUAGAAUUAUGCCAUUUUGAAAUGAUUACUACUUAUGUAACUUGUAUUGUAAAAGCAUAAAACAAGACUAAACAUUUAUUGAAGGUAUUUAAGUUAUUUUGCAUUCAUUCCACCAUACAAAUAAUAUUGGACUUGUCAUAAGCAGAAAUAGGUUAACAAUGCAGUACGGAACUGAAUUGUGUAGAAAAAUAAAACAGUGAAUUUACAUUUUGUCAAAUGAUAAAUCAUGGUAAAUUAAUUACUACUACAAUUAGAAUUCAUACAAAAUAAACUAUAGAUAGUAGGCUACAGUGAUAUAAACUACAACUUAAUAAAUGGAAAAUAUGAAACUUCUCACAGCAGUUCACACACAACUGUACUUCCUCUUUUGUGGUGAUUAAUUUCUUGGUCUAUUACAGGAAUGAGAUUACAUAAAAUUAAUGGUAAAUUUACAUUCUAUUUGAAGAUGCUGUAUGUUUUAAUCAUCUUUAAUAAUAAUAUAGAGAUUAAAGUUCUGGAGUUUUGAAGGAAUAGGCUACAUAAUACAUAAACAAAAUAAAGGCAUCUCAAAACUUUUAACAA